GAUAGUAUAGGGUAUUAUAUACUCCUCCUUGUGAACUUCGCCUCCUACACGGCACGCUCGCAGCCUGCGCGGACGCGGCACUGCUGUGAACCAUGAAGCUCAUGGGAAGCUUUGUGCAGGUGGCUCUUGCCCUGUGCUGCUUCUUAGAUACUGUCUUUGGAGUUGAGGUCGACUGCAGCCAGUACCCCAAAGGCACCACCAAGGAUGGCAUCGCCUGGGUAGCCUGCCCCAGGAACUACGCGCCCGUGUGCGGCACCGACGACAUCACCUACAGCAACGAAUGCGGCAUCUGCCUCCACAACAGGGAACACAGAGCCCAUGUUGGCAAACAGCAUGAUGGAGAAUGUGAGCAGAAACCUAUUCGGAUUGACUGCAGUAGAUACCAUAGUAUGACAAAAGGUGACCAAGUCCUUGUAGCCUGUCCAAGGAUAAUGAAACCAGUCUGUGGCUCUGACAGCUCCACUUACAGCAAUGAAUGCGAGAUCUGUGCCUACAAUGUAGAACAUCAAGCUAACAUCAGUAAAAAGCAUGAUGGGCCUUGCGAGGAAGAGACUACCCCGAUUGAUUGCAGCCAGUACCCAACACAAGUCACUGAAGAUGGUGAAACAUUAGUAUCCUGUCCCAGGAUCCUGGAUCCAGUUUGUGGCACAGAUGGUUCUACAUAUGCUAAUGAGUGUGAGAUAUGUGCCCAUAAUGGAAAGCACAGAUCCCACGUUGGCAAAAAGCAUGCUGGAAAUUGCAAACAGACUGUUCCUUCUCCUGAACUUGACUGCAGUCAAUAUCCAUCAAAAGCAACUAAGGAUGGCAGAGCCCGGAUAGCCUGUCCGAAGAUUCUCCUCCCAGUCUGUGGCUCUGAUGGAUUUUCUUAUGACAAUGAGUGUGGCAUCUGUGCCCAUAACCUGGACCAUGGAACUGAUGUUAAGAAGAGCCAUGAUGGAAGAUGCAAGACUAAAUCUCUCCCAGUUGACUGCAGCAGAUACCUGACUGGGACUACCAAAUCCGGAGAGGCAAUCACUGCCUGCCCCUUCAUCCUGCAGGAGGUCUGUGGGACGGACGGCGUCACCUACGGCAAUGACUGUGCCUUGUGUGCCCACAACCUGGAACGGGGAACCAAAGUAGGCAAAAAGCAUGAUGGAAAAUGCAUUGAGGAGGUUCCUCCACUCAACUGCAGCAAGUACCGCUCCAUCACCACGGAUGAUGGCAGGAAUCUGAUGCUCUGCACCAUGAUCUACAGACCCGUCUGCGGGACUGAUGGUGUCACUUAUGCCAGCGAGUGUAUGCUGUGCUCCCACAAUCUAGCUCAUCGGACCAACAUUGGUAAAAGAAGUGAUGGAAAAUGUGCAAAAGAUGCUGUAAAAGACUAUUGUAGCGACUUCCAGGAACCCUCUCCUAUUUGCACUAUGGAAUAUCUACCACACUGUGGCUCUGAUGGCCAAACAUAUGGAAACAGAUGUCUCUUCUGCAAUGCCUUCCUGGAGAGCAACAAGGCCCUCGCACUCAGUUCUUUGAGUGAAUGCUCAAAGAGCUGAGCAUUCAGUACAGUGAAGUGCACUGGAGUCCGGCUCAGGAAGAAAAUCUGCCUUCUGUGUGACUCCCAACAGGCUGAUCUUCCCUAAGAAGUUUCCUUCAGCUUGUCUUGUUUCCUCCCAUGUCCUGAAACAGUUUUUAUUCAAUAAACUCACUUGGCAACGU
Nothoprocta perdicaria is the source of this 1692-nucleotide messenger RNA. RefSeq names its product ovoinhibitor-like. The coding region runs from base 93 to 1529 and encodes 478 amino acids. The transcript has 16 exons. The record is from RefSeq and is a predicted model, not a curated record. Gene Ontology annotation, molecular function: protein binding. Lineage: Eukaryota; Metazoa; Chordata; Aves; Tinamiformes; Tinamidae.